GAGCGCACAGAACCAGAAGAGGAGGAGCCCAAGAAGAGAGAGCCCCACAAACCAAAGAAACUGCAGACUGAAUUCAUCAAAGCUUAUGAUGUAAAAGAGCUUGAAAAGGAGGAGCCUGAAAGGAAGCGAUAUCAACCUAAGAAGCUUAUUUUCCCUGAAUUUGUACCCCAAUCUGUCGUUAAGAAGGAAGUCUUGGAAACGAAGAAGCUAGAUCGUAGCAAAUUUGAUGUUAAAGUGCCCGAGAAGCACGAGGCUGAAAGUGUGCGUGCUCAACCUAAGAAGCUUAAUAUCCCACAAUUUGUAUCUCAAGGUGUCGUGAAAAAGGAGGUUAUAGAGACUAAAAAGCUAGAUCGUAGCAUCUUUGGUGCAUCGCAGUUAAAAGAGGAGCCCAAAGAGAGGGAACCCUUUGCACCUAGAAAGUUGCGAAGUGAAUUUAUGAAGACGUCUUAUGAGCCAGAGGACCAAGAACCUAAAAGAAGUGAGAAGACAGAACCAAAAAAAUUGAUUAUCCCACAGUUUGGAUCGAAAACUGUUGCUAAAGACAAUUUUGAAACAAAAAAAUGGGACCGAAUAAGUGAGGAUCAGCCUACAUCUGAACCUGCUGACGUUGAUGUGAAUGUAUACAAGUCACGUAAGGUGGAAAUAUCAAAGGAUAAACGAAAUGAUGAUGCGAGAAAGGAUCUGGAAAUAAGAGGCCCUUCUGGAUUGAAAUUCCAUCAGCAAAUCGAAAGAGCAACACAGCUUGAGAGUCAUGGUAAAAAUCAGUUUUCGAUGAUACAAGUAGACAGCGCUGUUACACACGAUCCAGAAGCAACGGUCAUCACAGUAGACGGAAGCAUCUCCAAGAAUAAGCGAUGGGGUACCCCAGCUGACAAAACUGUCCAGCUGACUGAUGCAAGGAAGCCAGAAAAUGUUGACGUUUCUAGAAACUUCAAAAAAGAAAACACUUAUCACACCACAAGUGAAGAAAAACAUGAAAACCUUACAGUUAUCAAACAAACCUCUAAAACUGUGAGACAACAAAGCCACGAGAGUGUAGAAAGAGUUUAUAGUCAAAAAAAGAUCACGGAUUCGACCACAGAGAGGCCUAAGGCUUAUGAUGGACAUUAUAAGAUAACGCAAACCACGGAUCAAGUUAGCAUGUCAUCGCCGAGACAAGAUUCUCCUGAAGAAACGUACAAAGGGAAAAAAGUAAUUACUGUAGGAAAACAAAAACUAAUUCAAAUGGAUAACGCUGGAACAGCUUUUGUAAAUUUGAACAUUCACCGUGGACGAAAAGAGGACAAAGAAAACCCAAGGGAAAGUGCCAGUGAACCUCAAAAAACUCGUCACUUUCCUGGCCAAGUCGACGGAGCUGCUUAUGUCGAUGUCAGUUUCCAACACGAUGUUAAAAGUCAGCCAAUUAGCAAAACUGAAAAAUGGAAAGUAGAGCAAGGUGAUAGCAAGUUUCCGAAACGUAGUGACCAAAGGGAUCAGGAAACAGCUUUUGUCGAACGUCAGCCGCAACAAGGAUCUCAGAAAGGCUUCAAGUGGAACGUCCACAACUCUGGAGAUCGAAGAGAUAGUAGGACCUCUAGAACUACGACUAGCACUCAACAAGAUCAUGGAGUUGCAAUCGUUGAUGUGAACGUUCAACAUGAACGUCAGCCCCAACAAGGAUCUCAGAAAGGCUUCAAGUGGAACGUCCAAAACGCUGGAGAUCGAAGAGAUAGUAGGACCUCUAGAACUACGACUACCACUCAACAAGAUCAUGGAGUUGCAAUCGUUGAUGUCAAUGUUGAACAUCAAACUGCUCCUGGUAAUAGGUGGGGAGCUGCCAAUAACGACCAGCAAAGAUCGGGUUUCGGUAGGCAAGAUUUUGGAUCUACUUCUUUUGAUGUUGACGCCCAUAAUAAUUCUGUUAUCCAGCGAGAAAAUAGACAGGGAUUUGAGUGGAAUGUUCAGAAUACCGGCCAGCAAUCAAGGAGACAGCAAAAUCACCAGGGUAUAAUUCAAGUUGAUCAAAUGUCUGCUUCUGGAGGUCCACAAUAUUCACAAGUGCAUCAGCAAAGUCAGCAAAGGGUGGGUCAGUGGAGCGUAGAUGUGCAGCAUAAUGCAGAAAGUAAAUACACUAAACAACAAAGUCAGAAGGUUACUCAACACAGCUAUGAAACACAGCAAAGCUCCUCCUCAUACCAACAGAGUUUCCAUCAAGAAACAAAACAAUAUGGAGUAAGCCAAGGAGAAGCAAACUUUCCAGCCCUUGUACAAAAACAUGGAAAUUGGGAAGUUAGACGAGUAAGCGUUGAUGAUAACAAACCUUUUGGUACCCAGACAUCCAUGGAAGUGCAACCACUCGAUAGGAAGGUCACCUUGGGUGCAAAAGACCACAACGCUCCACAGAGAAAAGAAUUGAUGAAAGAAUUCAAGCAAAGGAGAAGUUUUGAAGAUGUUACAGACGAUGGAACUCACGUGAAACGCACUAUAAUAACCAGCGGCGGAACAAGUUAUGAUAAACCAGGAAGUGAAAUUUCUACACGAAAAAUUCAGGAUCACAUCGUCAUGUCUAAAAGAAGCUGAGCUAAACAUUAUGCAGUUCAUGGCAUCAUACAGAAAUAUCAACAUUAGAUAAAUAAAUUAAAUAAAUAAAACUGUAGCUUUUAGUAAAUAAUUUUGAAACUUAUAAUAAUAAUUUCUUGGUAAAGAAAAAUGUCGUGGAAUGGAAUUGUAAAUACUAAUCAUUAUUGUAACAUCUUAAAUGAACUCAAAGGACAGAUUACAAGCCUUAUUCGACUGGGAAUAGAUUGGGGAGUAAAGUCCAAUGGAGACUACUCCAAUUCAAAGUCGAAUUCUUUGCUAUCAAUAGGUUUAGCUUUUCUUUUUAGUGUGGAACAUUCACGCAUUUCCAAGUAAAGGUCCCUGGUUUUUAAUCCUUAUUUUGUACCAUUAUAACUACUGUGCAAUUAUUGGAAUUUGUGAAUUUUUUAGACUAAAAUGAGGAAGGAAAACUUGAAAUAAUGUAGACAGCUUUUAAUUUUUUAUAUUGCACUAUAUAUAAGAUUAGCACACUCAGUCGAUGCUUACAGAAAUGACAAUAUUAGGUUUUAAUAUUUGUGUAUUUUUUUAUUAAAGAGCUUAAUAAAUUAGUAAAAAAUA
Actinia tenebrosa (Australian red waratah sea anemone) is the source of this 3135-nucleotide messenger RNA. RefSeq lists its product as uncharacterized. Lineage: Eukaryota; Metazoa; Cnidaria; Anthozoa; Actiniaria; Actiniidae. The record is from RefSeq and is a predicted model, not a curated record.